This is a messenger RNA of Histoplasma mississippiense, 849 nucleotides long. RefSeq lists its product as hypothetical. The record is from RefSeq and is a predicted model, not a curated record. Lineage: Eukaryota; Fungi; Ascomycota; Eurotiomycetes; Onygenales; Ajellomycetaceae. Bases 1 to 849 code for a protein of 282 amino acids. The transcript has 3 exons.
AUGGAUGGUCGGGACACUGGUCUUGAAUUCCGGGAGUCGAAGAAUUGCAUAGACGGUUGCCAAGGAGGGCAAGGCACACGAGAUCCUAAUGCUGAGCAGGAUCCUAAAGCGUCAUCACUAUACGCUUCUCCCUCUACAAACAGUUCACUUGUCUCAGACGCUAUACUUGUUGAAAAGGUUACCUCAUAUGUUGAAGAGUAUAUGUUACACUACGACAGUUCUCAUGACUUUGACCACGUUCUGCGUGUCCUAGGUCUCGCCCGGCGCAUUGCUUCUGUUUUAUCAGCCCCUGACUCCCCCUCUUCAUCAACCCACUACGAUUCCUUAAUCAUCACGCUCUCCUCGCUUUUACAUGAUGUUGGCGAUAAAAAGUACCUCAAACCUGGCGAUAAUGCUGACUCCAUGGUCUAUGAGCUACUUGUGUCCUUUGGGGCGUCCAACUCUCUAGCAGAGAAGAUCCAAACAGUCGUCAGCAAUGUGUCGUUCUCGGCGGAAACUAAGUCAGCAGAGAGCCGCGAAAAGGUGCAAAGGUUGAUUCAAGAGAUUCCUGAGCUAGGGAUUGUGCAGGAUGCAGAUCGCUUGGAUGCAAUUGGAGGCAUUGGGAUUGGAAGAACAUUUACGUAUGGCGGGGCAGUGGGGAAGAUGGGCCAAAAAGGGAGACGCAUGCAGGACACAAUACAGCAUUUUGUGGACAAGUUGGAAUGCUUAGAGGGCUUGAUGAAGACAACAGAGGGAAAGAGACUGGCAGCAGAGAGAACCAGGCGACUCAAGAUAUACAGGGAGUGGUGGGAGGAGGAGAUUCAGGACGCACAGGAGGGUUUAUUUAGUAGCAAAACACCGCAGAAAUAA